Pygocentrus nattereri (red-bellied piranha) is the source of this 1217-nucleotide messenger RNA. It is a transcript of the gene nkx3-1, whose product is annotated as NK3 homeobox 1. Gene Ontology annotation, molecular function: RNA polymerase II cis-regulatory region sequence-specific DNA binding; DNA-binding transcription factor activity, RNA polymerase II-specific. Lineage: Eukaryota; Metazoa; Chordata; Actinopteri; Characiformes; Serrasalmidae. The transcript has 2 exons. The coding region runs from base 175 to 783 and encodes 202 amino acids. Gene Ontology annotation, biological process: cell differentiation; regulation of transcription by RNA polymerase II. Gene Ontology annotation, cellular component: nucleus. The record is from RefSeq and is a predicted model, not a curated record.
CUGGUCGCAGUCGGUCUGGAUGAGCACUCAGGUUGGGUCUAACCCGUAAAGACGGAGAGGAACCGAGACUGAAAAGUCCACCGGUCUCCAGCAGCAGCGCGUUAAGGUCGCGCUUCUCUUUUGGGCUGAUUUACCUGGAGGAGGUGGCCGCGGCGCUGCCGUCUGUCAGCGGAGAUGGCGACUUCAAACAGGCCGUUAACGUCUUUCUUCAUCGAGGACAUUCUGUGUUUGAGGGAGGAGAAAGGCGGGGAGCCGAGCGGCGCUGCGACCAAAAACAAACCCCCGAGCGAGGCGACCUGGUCCGCCGACGGUGAGGAGGACGGCGCUCUCCUGCUGGCUGUCGCGGCCGCCGAGUCAACCAUGAGCCGCAGAGCAGAACGUUCGAUGGACGCUUCCCAGGCCGCUAGCCCCAGCCGCGGCGGCGCGAAACAGAAGCGCUCGCGCGCCGCCUUCACGCACGUGCAGGUGCUGGAGCUCGAGAAGAAGUUCAGCCGCCAGAAGUACCUGUCAGCGCCGGAGCGCGCGCACCUCGCCACGGCGCUGCGCCUCACGGAGACUCAGGUCAAGAUCUGGUUCCAGAACCGGCGCUACAAGACCAAACGCAAGCAGCUGGCCUCCGAGUUCGGCAAGGACUGCUUCCCCAAAGCGGAGGUGAGCGCCGUGGCGGAGGAGGACUUGCUCAGGGCGUCUCUGUUGGCCACCGUCUACAAAUCUUACCAUCCGUACCGGCCUUGUGUGUACGAUUUACACGGACUGGGCGUGUGGAGGCCGACAGUGUGGUGACGGGGGACACGCCAGACCUAAUACCAUGCCUAGUCAUGUGGCUCAGUGUUUCCCAGCGCACUCCUCCUGGACCCCCAGACACAAUUAGUCAGAACCAUACAGCAGCACUGGGAGAUGGGAUGGAGCAGCCCGUCAAACUGGAUUUGACUGUUUGCCAUCAUCUACAAGUCUUAGCACCUCAGAACUGUAUGUGGAGGUGACGGGACGCGCAGGGAUGGUUAUUUUAAUGGCUUGCGUGUUUUAAGUGUUGCUCCAUCACAGCUUCCAUCACACUUGAAUCAAACUGUCUAGAACACUGAAUCAUUGGUGCUGCUGUACAGGGAGUCAGUGAAGAUACGGACUGUUUGGGGUGGGUUAGUAAACACUGAUGUAGCUAUUACAAUUUAAUAUAACUUGUACAGCUUUGUAUCUGAAAUAAACCUAUGUUUUUCAAA